Molecule: messenger RNA, 1577 nt
Organism: Aspergillus ibericus CBS 121593
Lineage: Eukaryota; Fungi; Ascomycota; Eurotiomycetes; Eurotiales; Aspergillaceae
Product: PAF acetylhydrolase family protein
Exons: 1
Coding region: 208-1347 (379 amino acids)
Molecular function (GO): 1-alkyl-2-acetylglycerophosphocholine esterase activity
Source: RefSeq, a predicted model, not a curated record
CGUCAAGGUCAAGAGCCUCUUCUCGGGCAAAAGAGUCAUUCACUACAGAUCGAAACCAAUCAGGCAUUCAGUCAACUAUAUCUAAACUGGGUCAUCACAGAUGCCUCAAGUCAAGUAUAAAUACAGGAUGGUUUGCCCUGGAUGCUGCUGGUAAUCCAUCCUAUCAAUUGUAUGUCCUUCUGUCCUCAUCGUCAGACAGCCGCCAAAAUGAUGCGAAUCAUCCUAUACUCCAUUAGCCUUUCCCUCAUCAGCCUCGGGCAGACGGCAAUCAUCCCUCUUCCUUCAAGCACCGGACCAUGCGACGUCACACUUCAAGCCAGUGAACUAGCCGACCAGUCUCGAACCGACCCAUUUGACCCCAAAGAAGGUAAACGCGCGAUCAUGGUCACCACCUUUACGCCCGUCAAUUGCGGAAGUGUCCUCUCUACAUUGUACAUUCCCAACGCCACAGCCAAAUAUGAAGAUGUGACUUUCCAGUCUUUUGGAUUACCCGCAGGAACAUUCGAGUCCCUUCGUAUCCCGGCUCAGACCCAGCGGCAGCCACCCCCUUCCUCCGACCACCCAGUGGUGCUCUUCUCGCCAGCUCUAGGAGUCUCCAGAUUAAUGUACACAUCGAUGCUGCAAGACAUCGCUAGUAACGGCUUCGCUGUCAUCUCCGUCGAUCAUCCAUACGAUGCCAACAUCGUGGAAUUUCCCGACGGCCGCACAGUCAUCGGAAUCCUCGGAAACAUCACCACAGAUGCGGAAUACAUUGCAGCAAUGAACAUUCGUGUCCAAGACAUGAUCUUUCUCCUCAACCAAACCCACAACGCAAACGUAACAAGAGACAUAUUCCCCCUAUCACGGACAAACCCACACCUCCUCUCUCUCUCCCGAGUAACAAUCAUGGGUCACUCCCUUGGCGGCGCCACCGCCGCGCAGUCAAUCCUCCUCGACAACCGCUUCGUGGGGGGAAUCAACCUCGACGGUAACCUAUGGGGCUCCGUCGUGACCCAAGGCCUCUCAACUCCCUUCCUACUCUUCGGCAACGCGAACCACAACCAAACGAGCGACUCCAGCUGGGCCACCUUUUGGAACCAUACGCGGGGCUGGAAACGGGAGCUCCAACUCGCGCAGUCGAAACAUUAUAGCUUUUCGGACUUUGCCGUGCUGGUGGAUUCGCUGGCUAUCUCGGAGGAAGUGAAAGAAGUUGUUCAGGCGGGUUGGGUUGGCACGAUUGGUGGGUUAAGGGCGAAGAAUGCGGUUGUUACGUAUGUUAGUGCUGCUCUGCGGUAUUUUGUUACGGGGAAUAUGUCGGAGUUGUUGGGUGGGCCGUCGGUGGCGUAUCCGGAUGUUACCUUUACUUGAUUCUUGAUUGGUUGGUUGAGUGAUGUAUUGGGGUUUUGAUUAGAUGUCAGAGUCAUAGAUCCAACGUCUGGAAGGUGAUGGCUUUGAUGUACCUGGCAUAUGGUUGCUGGAACGUCACAGAAAGUAGGGAUUGUGGGUGGUUGGACGUAGAAGUCCUUCGUUCAGAAUAACCAUUGGUAUAGAUACCACUUUACCUGACUUGAAUGAUUAGUAUUUGAACGUUAACACCA